AUGCCGCAUAGCACCAGGUCUGAGUCAAUCAGGAACAACACAACCAUGGGCAGUCUCUCCGCAGAUGCAUAUACCAUAGAGGUAGGUCCAGAAGUAGCAGGACUCAUUGCAUCAGCCACUGACUAUCCCCCAAUCAAUGGUCAUCCUCCAACCAACGGCCACCUCACCAAUGGGUACCAUCUCGACGAAAGCAAUACAACCGAAGAAGUACAAAUACACUCACCAGCCCACAGAGCCGCAACCGGUAGCUCAGGCCAACCCUCCAACCACAUCAGAGCCUCAGGAGCAGGAGCAGGAACAGGGGCAGUCAUCACGGGAACAACCAUCAACGGCACCCAUGUUAGAGACAUCACCAUCACCGGUACCCACAUAACCGGAACCACCAUCUCGGCAACUCACAUCAGUGGAAUCACAAUAAACAGCACCAACAUCAUUCAAACAAGCAUCAACGGAGUUCCCACCAGCACUAGCGGCACAACCAUUAACGGAACCAACAACGACAACAACAACAACGACGACAACCUGAACGGUACAACUCCCAUCUCAAGGGCUCCACCUCCUAUCGUCGACGGCCAAGAAACCGAAGCCGAAGCCGAAGCAGCUUUCGCAUCCACAGUCGCAGCAAGUGUGAUCACCUCCAACUCUAUCAAUAGUCACGAGCGUGGAACUGCGGUUGCCAAUCACGAACGAAGUGGAUCCACCAGUCUUGACACUCCUGGAAUAACCAUUGUUUACCCUAGAGCAAUGUUCAACAUCAAUCCGACUAGACUUGGUCAUCUUUUGAGGAGGGAGUUUGCAGAUCCUUGA
Molecule: messenger RNA, 807 nt
Organism: Neurospora crassa OR74A
Lineage: Eukaryota; Fungi; Ascomycota; Sordariomycetes; Sordariales; Sordariaceae
Exons: 1
Coding region: 1-807 (268 amino acids)
Source: RefSeq, a predicted model, not a curated record